UCUCAGAAUCAAAAGCAAUUCAUUCUUUUACAAACAAAAAAAAAGGAAAACUAGUUCUUCUGUGAAAAAAAAAUGUCGGGUCGUGGAAAGGGAGGAAAAGGAUUGGGGAAAGGAGGAGCGAAGCGUCACAGGAAGGUUCUGAGAGACAACAUCCAAGGAAUCACCAAGCCGGCGAUCCGAAGGUUGGCUCGUAGAGGUGGAGUCAAGCGUAUCAGUGGUCUCAUCUACGAAGAGACACGUGGAGUCCUCAAGAUCUUUUUGGAGAACGUGAUCCGUGACGCUGUUACCUACACCGAGCACGCUAGGAGGAAGACUGUCACCGCCAUGGAUGUCGUCUACGCUCUCAAGAGGCAAGGAAGGACUCUCUACGGAUUCGGCGGUUAAGGGCUUCUUAAGAUUUGUGUUUGUAGAUCUGUCUCUGAAAAAAAUUAGGUUUUCGAGAACUCUCAAUGUGGGUAUUUUAGCAAAUGUUGCAAGACUUCGUUUCCUUAAUUUUGUUGUCUUCUUUAGUAAUGUGUUUUCUCAUUUGCAAAUUUAUCAACAAUGGAAUUAAAAUUAGCUUCGAUUACUCGA
Molecule: messenger RNA, 573 nt
Organism: Camelina sativa (false flax)
Lineage: Eukaryota; Viridiplantae; Streptophyta; Magnoliopsida; Brassicales; Brassicaceae
Product: histone H4
Cellular component (GO): nucleosome
Molecular function (GO): structural constituent of chromatin; protein heterodimerization activity; DNA binding
Source: RefSeq, a predicted model, not a curated record